This is a messenger RNA of Oncorhynchus masou masou (cherry salmon), 14309 nucleotides long. RefSeq names its product microtubule associated tumor suppressor candidate 2a (gene mtus2a). The transcript is spliced from 16 exons. Gene Ontology annotation, molecular function: microtubule binding. The coding region runs from base 898 to 5424 and encodes 1508 amino acids. Gene Ontology annotation, cellular component: nucleus; cytoplasm. NCBI's taxonomy places the organism in Eukaryota, Metazoa, Chordata, Actinopteri, Salmoniformes, Salmonidae. The record is from RefSeq and is a predicted model, not a curated record.
GUCUGCAUCUCUCUCCAUCCACACGGAGUGGGGUAUUGGACAACAGAGACAGAUUCAGGCUACCGUGCCAAGGAACGGGCUGCAGUCUCCCGAAGCCAACUAACGCAAACUGAUUGAAUCAGGGACAGCAGCGGUGACAGACUUUCAAACGAAAUGUUAUCAGAACCCUCUACCCAGUGAUGUCGUCAGAACCCUCUACCCAGUGAUGUCAUCAGAACCCUCUAACCAGUGAUGUCAUCAGAACCCUCUACCCAGUGAUGUCGUCAGAACCCUCUACCCAGUGAUGUCGUCAGAACCCUCUACCCAGUGAUGUCGUCAGAACCCUCUACCCAGUGAUGUCAUCAGAACCCUCUACCCAGUGAUGUCGUCAGAACCCUCUACCCAGUGAUGUCUUCAGAACCCUCUACCCAGUGAUGUCGUCAGAACCCUCUACCCAGUGAUGUCGUCAGAACCCUCUACCCAGCGAUGUCGUCAGAACCCUCUACCCAGUGAUGUCGUCAGAACCCUCUACCCAGCAAUGUCGUCAGAACCCUCUAACCAGUGAUGUCAUCAGAACCCUCUAACCAGUGAGCUCAAGGUCAAACCAAGGUCACAGGUGGAAAGGAGUGAAAACAGGAAGGAUGUGAGAUGAGAUUUCAUUCUCUUGUUCCCUGGCUACAACAAACACCAGAAAGCACCCAUAGAGAGAGAGAGAAAGCGAGAGAGAGACAGAGGGAGGAGAGAGAGAGAGAAGAAGAGAGAGAGAAAGAGGGAGAAGAGAGAGAGAGACGUAAACAAUAGAAGGAAAGAGAAAGAGAGAGAGAGAGAGAGAGAGAAGGAGGAGAACACACAAAUCCAUUAAUGGCAGCAGAACCCGAGAGGUGUCUUUGAGAUUGCCUGAAGGACCCUUCCUCCACUAUGAGUGUCCCAGCUGGUCUCCAGAGUCUGUCUGUCAGCGGACGAGACAUAAAAAACAACAACAACAAAUCUCAUGUCCUGUUUCACCCUUCGACUGGAGAUGCUAACGCUAACCAGCUAGUGCUAAUUGGGGAGACCCCAGAUGACCAGGCCUCCAGCCCGCUACCCCCCCUGGUGGCCCAGAGCGAAGCCCAGGACAAGCUUCUUAUCUGGGGCAGGGAGGAGCGAUGUCUGGACCAUGACAUCCAGGAGUUGGAACUGCUAGAGUGUCGCGAGAUACACACCUUCCAUGGAGAUGGAGGUGAAGGGGGGGAUGGAAAGAGAUUAGGAGAAGUGGAGGAGGAUGAUGAAGGAGAGGAUUCUAAAAGAGGAGCAGACGAAGGACUGUCGAUCUCUUCCAGCUCCACGGCCAGCUGUGUUUCUGUUCACGGGAACGAUAACGAUAGCAAUGGGAGGGACAGAGGGAUGGAUAGACAAAAAGAGGUAGCGGGAGAGAGAGAGGUGCUCCAUCAGGACCUCAACUACAGCGUCCCUCGAUCAGGUAAAGAGACGGGAGGAGGAGGUGGAGGAGGAGAGCAGAACAGCGGGGGUGACAGAGGGAGUCUCUGUGUGUCUGCCGUUUCCACCCUGAGUAGCAGUCUGGACCCUACUGGACAUCCAUUGACCUCUAACCCCAAUCCCACUACCUCAGCCAAGAGAAGGGCUUCCCCUGUUGGCCUGAACUCCACAGCAGCACCACACUCUCAGGACACUCCUAACCUGGGAGAACUACAGUACCCGAGGUCACCUGACCAAGAAGUACAUCAUCAGCACCAGGAAACAUCUAACCUGGAAGUAGAACUGUCGAGGGGUCAAAGUGCGACAGAGGAGGGGUCUAAACUGGAUGUUACCACUCAAAGACAGGACGUGAGGUGUUACCAGGGAAACAUAAUUUUGUCCUCCUCAGAUGGAGGGAUAGGACAGAGGAAGAAGGGAGUAGGAGCUCCUCCUCCUCGCAGACAACAGCUCGUCCGACCUCUCUGUCAGUUGGAACCAGGAAGAGGGAGGAGCUUAGCUGAGCCAAUCACAAGACGGCGCUCCUCGACCUCUCCCUCCCUGUCUCCAGAUGCAGGUCGUAAGGUCGUGGACCCAGGUCACCACGGGGUCGACGGCAAGCAAACACAAGAGACCCUAGAGGUCAAGAGUUCAAUGGUCAACUGUAGCAGUUACUCCCACCUUCACUCCCACCCCCAUUACCAGCCCAGCUCUAGUCCCGGAGCUCCCCAGCCCAGCCAGGCCAGCCAGUCUGCCCAGAGAGAGGCUCGUUCCCUGGAUAGACGUCGGAGUAGCACAGAACGUACCUCCAGCCUGGAGAAGAGACAUCAGUACCAGGACCAGUCUCAGCUCAGAUACCGUAGAACUAACCACUGUGGGGCUACUGUCACCUCUCAACCACGCUCACACACACCCCCUCGCUCCCCACUCGGAACCCCACAGGGGUCACCACGGAAACAAGAUCAUCAACAACAACAACAGCCGAUGUCCCCUUCGAGGAUCAUUACAGGUUCAGCUCGGUAUCCCCAGGGCUAUGGUAGCAGUGGGCUUAGACCACCUCUCAAAUCUAACCUUGCUUCUACAGGGAUACCCAUACCUCCUCUACACCAACAGGCCCCUAACCCCAGCCCCAGCCCCCCCAAGCCUAAAGGAGUGCGGCCCAAAAUCAUCACCUAUAUCCGGAAGGGUCCUCAACUCAAACCCCAGGCUUCAGACGGGCCUUACCAGGUCUCCUCCUUGCCCUCCAGGCUCUCUGCCUAUACACAUACACACUCCCCUGCCACAAACAUGCCUCAGAAGCACUCCUCUAGCCCCAAAACGCACACCAACACACACUCCCGCGGCAUAGCGUCCAGAAACACACCGGUCCUGAGUGCCUCCAACCUCCUCUACGACAAAUACAGACAGGAGAUGCAGAAAAACCGUCUGUUCAACUCUGGUAUGAUGGGAACAGGGAUCCGUGGCUACACACACACUGUCCCCCCGACACACACACAGUCUGGCUCUCACACCCACACACACACUGGAUCCCACACUCACAGCCACACAGCCCCUCCGAAGCUGGGCAGCAAGGCUGAGAGCUUCUACGGACCACUGGUGGACAAGUACCAACCAGCAGAGAUGAGUAGAAAUGCGGGCAGCCUUGGACGCGAGGACCCCUCAGGCCCCAGGAUGGCAACCCAGGCGGCUCAACCCGGCGGCAGUGGCAGCCUGCUCCGCUCUGGCAUAGGGCUGCGCCCGCAACUGGGUCUGGGAGCUGCUGCACGGGCAACCCCGGGGUCUGUCGUUUUCACAGCAACCAAGAAUCAGAUGAUGGUUCAGGGUCAGAGGACAGCAUUGGGAUUCAGUCAACCAGUGCAGGCCGUCAGCCCAGCGACCAAUCAGAAUGGACAGGACAACACAGGUGACCAGCAACGUCCGUCACCCACCCCAGCUCCGUCCCAGACCCCCAGGACUCUGCUCCCCAGCCAGUCAGCGCUGCGUGCUCCUGGGUUCAGCUCUGUGUGUCUCCCCUCUGGAGCCCCUGGAGCUGGACGUCUGGCUGCGUUCGGGUUCAUACGGAGCUCCAGUGUCUCAUCUGUGUCCUCUCUCCACUCUGUUGAGAGCUCCCCGUCAGACCCCUGUCGACGGCCCAGUGUUUGUGUGGACCCUCCCCUCUACAGAGUGACCAACCCACCCUGUACAGACCCCCAGAGAGGAGGGGCACCCCCAAACUAUGCCACCCGUAAUCUACAGCCCCCAUCUACCCCAGCUCUGCCUCGAAGAUACCUGCCUGCUCAGCCCAGAGGGUCACCUGUUGGUGUGAGGAAGGAGUUCCCGAGGAGUUCUGAGAUCACAAGGUCCCUUCCUUCCUCUCCUAAGAGGCUGGCUGUGGUGCCUCCUAAACCCCAGUCACCAGUCCUCCCCAGGCAGCGUCCAGCAGCAGCCGCCAGAGGGUCAGUUCCCCCCUGCUCCCCUCGGCGCGUUCCCCCCUUCAGGCCAAAGCAGGAACCACAGGAGAACCUGCAGAGGGAGAAAGAGGAGGCGCAGUUGAAGGAGAGAGAGAGGGAGGAGCAGGAGAGGGAGCGAGAGAGGGAGAAACAGAGGGAGGAGGUCCAGAGGCUUCAGAAUCGCUGUGUGGAGCAGGAGGAUCAGCUGACAUCACUGAGAGAGGAACUAAGGAAGACUACGCUAGGACUACAAGCCUUCAUCAUUACUUCCCAACACUACUGUCUACAGAAUGAGAGCGCUACAGAGAAGGAGAAAGAGCUCUCCCUGGAGAUUCAGAGGAUCAAACAGGAAGUCGCUUCUAACACCACUCAAUGGGAGAGGCUGCAAAAGGAGAAGGCGGAGCUGGAGGUGGGGUUUGAGCGGGAGCUCGCGGAGCUGCAGCUGCAGCAGGAGGAGGAGCUAGCGGCGGUGGAGGCGGAGCUAAGGGUCUGUCACUCAAAGGAGACGGAACACCUGAGGGCGGAGCAUCAGGAAGAGGUGGAGGAGAUCAGGACCCAGCAGCAGGAGCAGAUGGAUGAGCUGACGGUGAACCACGAGGCAGCCAUUCAAGAGCUGAGGGACAUGCACAACAUUACCAUGACAACGCUGUACGAGGAGCAUGCUCGCACCAUGAGGGACCUAAGGAAGGCUCAUGAGCAGCAGAAGGUAACUCUGGAAGAAGACUUUGAGAAGCUCAGACUCUCUCUGCAGGAUCAGGUGGACACCCUGUUGUUCCAGAAGAGUAGCCUGAGGGACAAAGCCAAGCGCUUCGAAGAGGCACUGAGAAGAAGCACAGAUGAACACAUAGUGGAUACCCUAGCUCCAUACCAGCACAUUGAGGAGGAUUUGAAGAGCUUGAAGGAUGUUGUGGAGAUGAAGAACAACCAGAUUCACCAACAGGAGAAGAAGAUCUCUGACCUGGAGAGAGUGGCCCAGAAGAACGUUGUGUUAGAGGAACGGAUGCAGGUGCUACAGCAGCAGAACGAAGACCUGAUGGCCCGUAUAGACAAUAACCUAGCCCUGUCCAGGCAACUCUCAGAGGAGAACGCUAACCUGCAGGAGAAUGUAGAGAAGGAGAACGGAGAGAAGAAACGACUGAGCCGUAACAAUGAGGAGCUCCUCUGGCGUCUACAGACCUCACCUCUCUGCUCCCCCUGCUCCUCUCCCAUCCACCGCUCCUUCUCCACCUCCCCCACUCCGUCUUCCUGCCUCUUUUCCUCCUCUCCCGGGAUGGGAGGAGGGACGGGGUUUGAAGCCCCCUCUCACUACUGUGGAGGAUACCUGCCCCCCGCACCUACACAUGGCUACUCCCCUAGUCACAGAGAGAAUCAGAAUCAGUCUCCAGGGCCGGCCACACCCACUCACAGAGGAUUCUCCAAUCAGAAUCAGUCUCCAGGACCGGCCACGCCCACUCACAGAGGAUUCUCCAAUCAGAAUCAGUCUCCAGGACCGGCGACGCCUACUCACCGAGUGUCACCCAAUCACUGUCACUCGCCUGCUCGGCUCAACCCCCUCAUGAGAUGAGCUCACUUUUCUCUCUUCCUGUCUUUCUUUUUCUUUUCAUCUCUUUACUGUUAAUCUCUCGUGGACAGACUUCUGAGACAGAAAUGGUAGUGUACAUCUGUCAAUAUACAACGGAAUGUGUGAGAUAACGACCAGCGUUAGUUCAGGUGUUUUGGACAAAAUCACUAUUUUCGCUGGUGAUAUCGUCUUUCAAAAGUGGAGGGGACAUUUUGGUCCGUAACUUGCAUAAAGACAGGAUGGAGCUCUUUGUUCCAGUUUCGAUCCUCGUUCUAUCUCUUCUCUUAACACGUACUGUAUGGACACAGAAUUUAUCUGACCAGUCACGCAAGUUCUGGUUUCACCAAGAUGACUUUUCUGAUAUAAUGUUGCACGAGGUUUAAGUGCUAGAUAAGAUGGGUGUUCUCUCCAGCUACUACGGCUGUAAGAAAAGAGAAAAGACAGAACUCCACUAGCAUCGCUAAUAUACUCUAGCAAUGCCUUUCUGCUAGCCUCUCGUUGGCUAACUCCACUAGCAUCUCUGUAGCCAUUGACCCAGGCUAGCUGACCUAGCCACUCAUUGGCUAACCCCACUAGCAUCUCUGUAGCCAUUGACCCAGGCUAGCUGACCUAGCCUCUCAUUGGCUAACCCCACUAGCAUCUCUGUAGCCAUUGACCCAGGCUAGCUAACCUAGCCUCUUGAUGGCUAACUCCACUAGCAUCUCUGUAGCCAUUGACCCAGGCUAGCUGACCUAGCCUCUCAAUGGCUAACUCCACUAGCAUCUCUGUACCUAUAGACUAAGACUAGCUGACCUAGCCUCACGAUGUAUAACUCCACUGGCAUCUCUGUACCUAUAGACUAGGACUAGCUGACCUAGCCUCUCAAUGGAUAACUCCACUAGCAUCUCUGUACCUAUAGACUAAGACUAGCUGACCUAGCCUCUUGAUGGCUAACUCCACUAGCAUCUCUGUACCUAUAGACUAAGACUAGCUGACCUAGCCUGUUGAUGGAUAACUCCACUAGCAUCUCUGUACCUAUAGACUAAGACUAGCUGACCUAGCCUCACGAUGGAUAACUCCACUGGCAUCUCUGUACCUAUAGACUAAGACUAGCUGACCUAGCCUCACGAUGGAUAACUCCACUAGCAUCUCUGUACCUAUAGACUAAGACUAGCUGACCUAGCCUCACGAUGGAUAACUCCACUAGCAUCUCUGUACCUAUAGACUAAGACUAGCUGACCUAGCCUCUCCUUGGCUAACUUCACUAGCAUCUCUGUACCUAUAGACUAAGACUAGCUGACCUAGCCUCUCAAUGGCUAACUUCACUAGCAUCUCUGUACCUAUAGACUAAGACUAGCUGACCUAGCCUGUUGAUGGCUAACUUCACUAGCAUCUCUGUACCUAGACUAAGACUAGCUGACCUAGCCUGUUGAUGGCUAACUUCACUAGCAUCUCUGUACCUAUAGACUAAGACUAGCUGACCUAGCCUCUCAAUGGCUAACUUCACUAGCAUCUCUGUACCUAUAGACUAAGACUAGCUGACCUAGCCUGUUGAUGGCUAACUCCACUAGCAUAUAUGUACCUAUAGACUCACACUAGCUGACCUCGCCUGUUGAUGGCUAACUUCACUAGCAUCUAUGUACCCAUAGACUCAUACUAGCUGACCUAGCCGCUCUGCUGUACCCUGUAGACUCCAUGAAGGUACAAAAAUACUGUAUGUCUCCAUUCACCACCAGCAAAUUGAAGAACACUGGAGACUUAUCUCUUUAAGGAUCUCUCUCUCUCUCUCACUCUCUCAGUCUCUGUCUCUCUGUCCUCACCUGGAUGUGUAGCUGACUGGCUAGCUUGUGCUUGGCCUGCAAGUGGAACCAGCUAACUGAUGAACAAGGGAGACCUCUCUAUCUCUUUAAGGAAGCUGACUGGCUAGCUAGCUCUAGAAUGUUAGGAUGUAGUGCAUUCAACCACGGACUACGUUGAACGACUGUAGUGUAUUGAAACAGCAACCACGGGCAGUGCUGCAAUGUAGAUUGUAUUGUGCUCUGCAACAACAGACUCCACUUCAAUGUAUUGUAUAUAGAAACAGACAGACAGGCUGACAAUAUAUGUUAUAUGAGUAGAAACCGACAGAGGAAUGGACGGACGGACGGACUGAGAGUAUGUAUACCACCAGAUGGGAACAGUGGUAGUCUCUAGUUAUUCGGGUCCGAACCAUCACCCCACCCCCUCCACCAAGCAGGGACGGACUGGGACCAGAAACUGGACCGGCAUUUAUAACACACCGAUUCAAGGCCAGUCCAUUUCCGCUACCACGGAUUUGUCUGUACCGGUGCUUUACCACCAACCAAAUGGAACCAUGGAUAAAAUAACAGUCUCGAGGAGGCACCUUAUACUCCGGUCCAGGUUUUCUUUUUCAGUACAAACUUUUUACCAGCACGUGAUGUCCAACAGUCUUCAGAUACCAGGAUUGGUACAGAUGAUUUUAAUCCACGUUUAAAAGGAUGUUUUAUAAACUGUUUCAGUUUUACCAGCAAACAGUAAUACUUAAUAGAAGCGCUUCCAAUCCAGACGGAAUCCAAAUCCGCUCCAGUCUUCCGCUCUCUCUGCAUGGAUAUUACCUGUGGGUAGGUUACGUACCUGUACCCCCUCACCUUUUGAUUCAGGGUGUUUCAAAUAUAUCAAACAUAUUUACGAUUGACUGAUCUACAAAUAAUAAUGGGGAGGCAGGUAGCCUAUCGGUUAGAGCGUUGGGAUUAGUAACCGAAAGGUUGCUAGUUUUGAAUUCCCCCCAAGCCGACAGGGUGAAAAAAAUCUGUCCUACUGCCCUUGAGCAAGGCACUUAACCUUAACUGGUCUAGGGUCGCUGUCAAUAAUGGUUGAUCCCCCUUAGUCGUGACCCUACUCUCUGAGGGUGUCUCAGGGAGAUUUGGGAUAUGCAAAAAAAAACACACAAAAAACACAUUUUCAAUUCACACAUAAAAUAGGAGAUAUAUCCUGUAAGUUCCCACGAAUAGAGAGCCAUUUGGGACACAGGCACCGGGAUGUAAAAAAUAACGACCACAGGAAUUGUUUGUUGUUUUCUAAGUGAUAUUUGUAAAUGUAUUUAUUGGACUUUUAUAUACUUUAUCUACUUUACCAAGCAUGUCUUCCAGUCUUUACCUCUCGCUGUCUGGGCCUGGGGACUAUAGGUUCCAUCCCAGGUUUUCAGAGAAAAUCCUUGUCAAAAGAUUCCCAGAAUCCUUUGAGAGAACAAGCAGGAAAUGUUGAAUCCUCCAACCAGGAUUUCUGGAAAACCUAGGAAUUCUGGGAACAUUUUUGCAACCCUACGUAGAGUAGUUGUGAUGUUUAUCAGACCAGGGUUUCAAAUACAAAAAAAAAUCUCAAUAAAUUAGAUUAAUAAAUGAAUAAAUAGAUUAAAAUACUUUGAUACUUUAUCUGUGGCUGUUUCUGCUUGCCUGGCUUAAUUAACUGAUAGAAAAGUCCCAAAACGGACCCAACCUCCCCAUUAAUUCACCCCAGGCAGACUCAAGGAAACGCUGAAAGUAUUUGAAACAAUUUGUCUCGUAUUUGAAACCAGGUUUGCUUCUUAUACUCUGUACUAACAGGAGAAAACUUAGUUUUUUUUAAACAGAGAGAUGCUAGCCGGGCUGUAUUCAUUCCGCCAAGCAAAACUGUUUGUCUUGUUUUGCAACUAGAACAAGAGUUUCUAUUGGACAAAAUUCAGGUAGGUUCCUCCCCGUUUCGUUCUGUUGGUCAAAACAUUUUGCAACAAAAACAUUUUGUUUGGCAGAAUGAAUACAUCCCAGAACUAAUUUCCUACUGAAUGGGACACCGAUUUGUAACAACAACAAAAAAUAUAUAAAUGCAACUCUGGUCUGACCAAUAGGAGAAGAGUAGAAUGUGACACUUUGGACCAAUAGGUGACAGAAAUAUGGGAUGUCAUUUCUCCACCUGACCAAUAGAGGGAGUUUGGAGGGGCGUUGGGGUGUCAAAAUGAGAGAGUGUGUAUUUCAUUGUAAUAUAUCGAUUUGUUCAGAAGUGGUUGAAACGUUCAGAACGCUGCAGAUAAAUACAGUUUCAAGACACAAUGAUUGUGUCUUCUCCAUGACAUAGAAGAAUGUAUUUUCUGCGUGAUAUAUUUCUAUCGGAACGUUCUGUAAUGUUGCCCCAAGUAAACCACACUAUCACCUCUGUACAUAAAACUAGAGAGAAACUGUUUUUCUUGGGAGUAGUAUACCUAGACACAACUAUGCUAGAAAAGACCAGUGUAGGGAGAAGUGUAGAUUCAACUAGAGAGAAACUCUUUAAAACGACUGGGAUCUUUUUCAGUCUCUAGCUCUAACCAGGUUUCUGUGAUUUAGUCAAAACCACAGUUGUUAUUGGUGUUCACCUUUUCUCCCCAUUUCUCAGUAGUUGGUAUUCAGACAUAGUGUGCAGGCGUAUUCACUCAAUGGGGUUUUCAGUACAUUUAUUAGAGCCAUCCCUUUAAAUUCGGUGAACCUUUAAUUAGAUGUUUUUUUGUCCACAGACUACAUGGAGAGAACUGUUCAGAAUAUUAGGAUAUUAGGUUUAGAGAGCCUUUACCUACGGAAGAAAGAAAAAAACGGUUUAGAGAGCCUUUACCUACGGAAGAAAGAAAAAACGGUUUAGAGAGCCUUUACCUACGGAAGAAAGAAAAAACGGUUUAGAGAGCCUUUACAUACGAAAACAAAAAAAACGGUGGAUUGAUUAAUUCGGGGGAAAAAAUGACACAUUCAGUUCUUCAACCCAUGGUAAUGUUGCAAUAUGUGUGUGUAUAUAACUAUAGUAGGGGAAAUAGUGUAUAAUAGUAUGUUAUACCCCUGUCUAUUGCCUGCACUAACCACGGAACUGUGUUAAUGACAAGUGUUGCGCCAUGCUUCGGGUUCAAAUCGCUCCGCUCCAGAGCGAUUUCAUUAACCUACAUGUCUUUUUUUUUCUUUUCUUUUUUUUUACAUUAAAUUUGAUCAACCACACUUCCGUGACGGCGUUUACCGAGGAAGAAAAUGAAAGUAUUUAAUUAAAACAUUGGAAAUUGCCCAAAGGUUAAAAUGUCACAUGCUGACAUUAAAGUUUCAAGUUAAAAAGGCCAUAGACCUACAAUUUAAAUUCUACAUAAAUGGCACAACAUUUCAUAAACAUCACGUCGCUGUGGGAAAGUUGAUAUGUUUCAGUUUGCUGCCAAAUGAUUGGUUUUACAUUUGCCUCCAGCGAUCAUAAGGUAAAAUAGAUCUAAAACAAUUGUCAUUUAUAUUUACAAUCCCCUUAUUCAAACGGAUUACUCAUUUACCAAGCUCUUACCGAUAGCUCUUAUAAAUAUGUACAUUAGGCCCUACAGUGCAUGAAGAACGGUGUUGUUUCAAUCGGGGGAGAGAGAAAAAAAAAGAAAGUAGAUGUUUUUCACACUUGGAACCGACAGGUUGCUCCAUUUGAUUAAUCGUUUAAAGGUGGUGGAAUUGUGUAUUAAAUCAAGGGCAGAAUAUGUAGACUGAAUCUGUAGACAUACCUCUGCCACACCUCAAUGUAUGCGAUCUCUACCGCUAACAAAUAGCUGGCUGAAACAUGAGUUACCCCGUGCAUAUAAUCAAGGCCAGAAUACGCUUAGAGAAGAAAUUGCAUAACAUUGGAAUUAAGUUCCGUUUACUCACUCAUAACUCGCAUCGGAAACGGGCUAAUGGUGAUGAACAACACACUCUUUACCAGAGGAGGCUCCUCCAGUGAGGAAGAGGAGGACGGUCUUCCUCAUGACAUUGACGACACAAUGUUUACAUUAUGAAACGGUCUCUAGAUCCAAAUGACUCAUACAGGAAACCUGGUUCUGGCUUUUGACUGAAUAGGGCCCAUAGAACAAUUAUGUAGAAUACUUGAGAGAGAAACAGAAAGUGUUUACAUAGCGCUUACAGUGUUUGGACAAUUAUGAAAAACAACAGUAUCUGAAGGUAGAACUUUGCCUAUCCGACUGGCCCAGAGGAAUAUUUCACUUCCUCUGAUCAUAGGAGUAACAACAUGAAUUGGUGCACGAGGCACAAGUAAUGCAGUGCAACUUAAAUUUUGCCAUCGGCUGGAAAACUGUGUCCCCUUUUCUCAGCGGAGGGAUGGAGAGAGGAGGGAGGGAGAGCCUGGUGAGAGACAGCCUCACUGCUCCCUCUCUCCUCUCAGACUGACCAUCAGAUGCAGGCCAUCAGUCCAGUAAAAAAACAAACUAUAUGAUUAUGCUCAAUCAGAUGUAACAUCACAAGUAAUACAACAAAUUAUCUAUUACCAGUUUGAUCAUAUACCAACAUUUAAAAAAUAUAUAAUUUCAAAAUGGUCCCAGAAUAAUAACAUUGUCAAGGCAAGUCAAGCAUAGACAGUAUGCAGUGAUAAUAUAUUGGGCCUAUAGCUUACUGUACAAACCUCAUUGAUUCAGAACUGUUUUUAAAUUGGUUAAUGUUGCUUAGGCUUCCCUUAUUUAAGUCAUGUUAAAAUAAAAUCUGAGCGGUAGAUCUCAGCUUGCAUUUCGACUCUGAAAAAGGUCGGUGACCUCUGUAAUAGAGGAAUCCAUCCUUGUCGGAUCUAUAAAAAAAUUUUUUUUUUAAAUGUCUAGGAUUCUUUCUGUAAUUUUAAAUGUAUAAAAACGACAUCACUAAAAGAUGCUGAAGGAUAACUAUUUACUAUGAAUGAUUUUAAACGGUUUAAUACUCUUUCAAGUCUUUUGGUGGAAUGUUUUGCUACUUUUUAUUGCCUCUUGUAAUAUUACCAGGAAAUGGACAGUUUACUCUGUUCAUCUGUUUACAUUUAUGGGGUUUUCAGGAAAUGUAGCACUUAGAUUCUGUGUCAUUUUAAAGUUGGGUUGAAUCUCCAAAACUCAGCACUCUUGAUAUGAACGUGUAAACAAACCAGCCAGCUUUGAAAAGUACUAAAAUGUAAUGGUGCUCUGUUACAAACUGUAUAACAUAAGCUAACUUACUAUAUAAGCUAAUAUAUCGUGAUGAUGUAGAACCCAACAUGUUUCCAGUCUUGUCCAGCCUACUGAAGGUCCUCUAUCUAUGUAACUCUCUGUGUCCUUUAAAGUCAACUACUCACCCUACUGAAUGUCCUACAGUUGAAGUCGGAAGUUUACAUACACCUUAGCCAAAUACAUUUAAACUCAGUUUUUCACAAUUCCUGACAUUUAAUCCUCGUAAAAAUUCCUGUCUUAGGUCAGUUAGGAUCACCACUUUAUUUUAAGAAUGUGAAAUGUCAGAAUAAUAGUAGAGAGAAUGAUUGAAUUCUUUCCUGACAUUCCCAGUGGGUCAGAAGUUUACAUACACUCAAUUAGUAUUUGGUAGCAUUGCCUUUAAAUUGUUUAACUUGGGGCAAACAUUUUGGGUAGCCUUCCACAAGCUUCCCACAAUAAGUUCGGUGAAUUUUGGCCCAUUCCUCCUGACAGAGCUGGUGGAACUGAGUCAGGUUUGUAGGCCUCCUUGCUCACACACGCGUUUUCAGUUCUGCCCACAAAUGUUCUAUAGAAUUGAGGUCAGGGCUUUGUGAUGGCCACUCCAAUACCUUGACUUUGUUGUCCUUAAGCCAUUUUGCCACAACUUUGGAAGUAUGCUUGGGGUCAUUGUCCAUUUGGAAGACCCAUUUGUGAAGCUAGAACUUCCUAAUUGAGGUCUUGAGAUGCUGCUUCAAUAUAUCCUCAAAUUUCCUGCCUCUUGAUGCCAUCUAUUUUGUGAAGUGCACCAGUCCCUCCUUCAGCAAAGCACCCCCACAACAUGAUGCUGCCACCCCCAUGCUUCACGGGAGGGAUGGUGUUCUUCGCUUGCAAGCCACCCCCUUUUUCCUCCAAACAUAACAAUGGUCGUUAUGGCCAAACAGUUAUAUUUUUGUUUCAUCAGAAUAGAGGACAUGUCUCCAAAAAGCACAAUCUUUGUCCCCAUGUGCAGUAGCAAACCGUAGUCUGGCUUUUUUAUGGCAGUUUUGGAGCAGUGGCUUCUUCCUUGCUGAGCACCUUUCAGGUUAUGUCGAUAUAGGACUUGUUUUACUGUGGAUAUAGAUACUGUUGUACCUGUUUCCUUCAGCAUCUUCACAAGGUCCUUUGCUGUUGUUCUGGGAUUGAUUUGCACUUUUCACACCAAAGUACGUUCAUCUCUAGGAGACAGAACGCGUCUCCUUCCUGAGCGGUAUGAUGACAGCGUGGUCCCAUUGCGUUUAUACUUGCGUACUAUUGUUUGUACAGAUGAACGUGGUACCUUCAGGCAUUUGGAAAUUGCUCCCAAGGAUGAACCAGACUUGUGGAGGUCUACCAUUGUUUUCUGAGGUCUUGGCUGAUUUCUUUUGAUUUUCCCAUGAUGUCAAGCAAAGAGGCACUGAGUUUGAAGGUAGGCCUUGAAAUACACCCACAAGUACAUCUCCAAUUGACUUAAAUCAUGUCAAUUAGCUUAUCAGAAGCUUCUAAAGCCAUGACAAUUUUCUGGAAUUUCCAAGUAUGUAAACUUCUGACCACUGGAAUUGUGAUACAGUGAAUUAUAAGUGAAAUAAUCUGUCUGUAAACAAUUGUUGGAAAAAUUACUUGUGUCACGCACAAAGUAGAUGUCCUAGCCGACUUGCCAAAACUAUAGUUUGUUAACAGGAAAUUUGUGGAGUGGUUGAAUAACGAGUUUUAAUGACUCCAACCUAAGUGUAUGUAAACUUCCAACUUGUAUGUAACUCUCUGUGUCCUUUAAAGUCAACUGCUCCACCAUGAGUGUAAUUAUAAGUUAAUACAUGUUUAGUAAGCAGUUUACACAUGUUUAGUAAGCAGUUUAUUAAUGUUUAGUAAGCAGUUUACACAUGUUUAGUAAGCAGUUUAUACAUGUUUAGUAAGCAGUUUAUUCAUGUUUAGUAAGCAGUUUAUUCAUGUUUAGUAAGCAGUUUAUAAAUGUUUAGUAAGC